UAUAUUGAUAAGUACAGACAAAGGAGGUAGUAGACACUUUUUAAAAUGUAAGCGACAUUCCUACUGAAAGAGAUUUGCCAGUCUCUCUAGUUCCGUCAACUUGCUAGGACGUAUUUAUAUUAUCGUGGAACGAGAAAAGUAUAGUGUAUCUAUGUUCGUGUGUGCGUGCGUGCAUAUGCGUAUGCUUAUAUAAAAAAUCUCGUGCGUAUUGAUACGAUAAGAAAGAAAAUAUGCGACAUUCUAAACCUAAGAACAAUGACAUUAAUAACGAAGAGACACCCGGAGUAUACACUCUAUCCGUUAUAUCAGACAAUAGAAAUAAUCUCGAUAUCGGGACUUCAACAACCGUAUUGGUGCCUGAUCAAAUAGAGAAAGAGAGAGCUCAAUGGGGAAGUGAAUUAGAAUUUUUGAUGUCUUGCGUAGCUUUUUCUGUUGGCCUUGGAAAUAUUUGGAGGUUUCCAUAUACAGCAUACGAAAAUGGCGGCGGAGCCUUCUUAAUACCUUAUAUAAUAGUUCUAUUUAUAAUAGGAAAGCCACUUUAUUACAUGGAAAUGAUAUUGGGACAGUUCAGUAGUUGUUCUUGCAUCGACAUUUGGUCGUUAUCACCAGCUUUCAAAGGUAUUGGCUAUGGCAUUACUAUAUCAGUAUUUGGAGUAAUCACUUAUUAUUCAGCUCUUAUGGCGUUGAUAAUGUAUUAUAUGAUAGAAAGUUUUCAAUCAGUACUUCCAUGGUCUUAUUGCUGGGAUGAUUGGGGUGACAUUUGUUUCGAUAGUACGUUGACGGGGAAUCAAACGAACAAUGACAAUAAAAGUAGCUCGGCUGAGUUAUACUUUAGGAAAGUAGUAUUAAAAGAAACCAACAUAGAUGAUGGAUUAGGAACGCCAUCUUGGAAAUUAGUAUUGUCUUUAUUAGCAAGCUGGCUAUUCGUUUAUGGUGUAAUAUCGAAAGGUGUAAAAAGUAGUGGAAAAGUCGCUUACUUUUUAGCUCUGUUUCCUUACAUCAUUAUGAUUUGUCUGUUGAUAAGAGGUGUAACCUUGAACGGUGCCAUUAAUGGUAUAAUCUUUUUAUUCGAACCAACGUGGAGUAAAAUUUUUGAUCCAUCGGUUUGGUAUGCAGCUGUUACACAAUCAUUUUUUUCUCUUGGUGUUUGUUUCGGUGCCGUCACCAUGUAUUCCUCUUAUAAUAAUUUUGAUCACAAUGUAUCAAGAGAUUGCAUGAUAGUUACUACAAUGGAUCUUUGUACCAGUUUAAUGGCUGGUACCACAAUAUUUAGUAUACUAGGCAACCUAGCUUACGAAAUCGGUAGCGAUGAUGUCAGUAACGUAGUAAGAGCUGGGACUGGUUUGGCAUUUAUUUCAUAUCCCGAAGCAUUAGCCAAGUUCACGGCCACCCAACAACUUUUCUCUGUUUUAUUUUUUCUAAUGCUCUUUGUCUUAGGCGUUGGUACGAUAGUUGCCUUUAGUAACGUUAUCAUCAGUGUUAUUAAGGAUCAAUUUCCUCAUAUCAGCCAAUGGAAGAUAUCUGCUUGCUUUUGUUUCAUUAGUUUUCUGAUUGGCAUCGUUUAUUGUACUCCGGGUGGACAAUAUAUUCUCAACUUGAUUGAUUAUUUUUGCGGAACGUUUAUUGUAGUUAUACUUGCGUCAUUCGAAGUAAUUGCGAUAUCAUGGAUAUACGGUAUCGACAAUUUCAUUGACGACAUUGAAUUUAUGUGCGGUACCAGACCAUCCUUUUAUUGGAGAUUUUGUUGGGGUAUUUUGACGCCAAUGUCUUUGUUUGUCAUUUUAAUCUAUUUUCUAUUUAGUAUGACACCAUUGACAUAUAAUAAUGAGUAUUAUCCUGAUGCUGCGUACGCUGCUGGUUGGAUAAUUCUGAUUUUCGGUUCGGCACAACUUCCUAUAUGGAUGUUUAUUGAAAUUAUAAACAAUAAAAAUACAUCACUGUUUGCUGCAUUUACGGCGAAGAGUAGUUGGGGUCCAAAAAAUAAGAAAAAAUAUAAAGAAUGGAAAGAUUUUAAAGAAUUGAAAAGAAAUUCUAAUAAAGGACGAUCGAAAUUAUUCCAAUUUUUGUUCGGUAGGCAGUGAAAAAAAAAUAAGAAAGAAAAGAAGGGAAAAAAAAAGAACAAUUUUUAUUAUUCGUACGUAUAAUAA
Molecule: messenger RNA, 2147 nt
Organism: Vespula pensylvanica (western yellowjacket)
Lineage: Eukaryota; Metazoa; Arthropoda; Insecta; Hymenoptera; Vespidae
Product: sodium-dependent nutrient amino acid transporter 1-like
Exons: 10
Coding region: 231-2081 (616 amino acids)
Biological process (GO): sodium ion transmembrane transport
Cellular component (GO): membrane
Molecular function (GO): L-amino acid transmembrane transporter activity
Source: RefSeq, a predicted model, not a curated record